AUGACGUCAUUUCAGAAAAAAAGCUCUCUCAAUACUGACGUUUCAACAUUAACGAGCUUUGACUUCGACAGGCCUUUUGAACAAGAAAACGAAAAUGUCUUGUCAAAAUUAUUCCAGCGCGUCAAAAGCUCAUUCGUUGUAUCGAGUCCAAGCUCAACUACAAAUGCAAAUCCGAUCCCUAUAAAUUCAAACAAGAUCAAUAUAACGGAGCCUUGCGAUAUCUCUUCAAUUGGUUCCCCAACACAGUCGUCGGAACACACGCCCUCGAGUUCGCCACCAACACUUGUUCCCGACAAAGGUGUCGUGCCUAGUGUGAAUCUAGAACCUCCUACGAUUUCCUUAGAAACUGCUUUUAGCAAUACCUCGAUACUUAUCGAGUCGGAAAUCGAAAAUCAUUCUGACUUAGCUGGAAAUGGGAACAAUAGUAGCGUAAUUGCAAGUAACAAUGACAUUAACCGAAACGGUAGUGUUAUCAAUAAAGACACAUCGGAUACACUUUCGAUUAGAUCUGUUCAAACAACUUCGUCGGUUAGUAAUGGUUAUAUAAGUAAAGUUAUACGAAGAUUACGUGGAGAAGGAGUAAACAAAGAUUAUUGGAUGGCUGAUGAUGCUUGUAAAGAAUGCUACGGUUGUAAUAUCCAUUUUACGAUUUACCGAAGAAAGCAUCAUUGUCGUAUUUGUGGUCAAAUUUUUUGUUCCAAAUGUGCUUCCAACAUUAUUUCCGGCGAAAAAUUUAAUCACGAAGGCUCAAUGCGUGUUUGUAAUUGGUGCAGUAAAAUAAUGAAGGAAUACAGCGAAGAAUCUGACACAGAUCAGGGACUCACAGGGAAAAAUGACCUUUCAACCUAUACCCCUCAAGUGAGACAAAUUCAUUUAACACCAGAAAAUCACAUUUUUCCCUCUAAUCUUUCUCAAGAUCACCUGAACCCUCCACCACGAGCACCAUCUCCUGACACUCUUUCGUUAAAUGAUGGCAUAAAAAAAUUUUUCUCGAGCUCAUUGUUUAUGUCGAGGUCGAGGUCGAACACAAUAACCGAGGAAAAUGCCGCCGGGUCAUCAUUAUCAACUGUUCCUUUUAGGCGUGUUUUUGGUGAAGAAGACAAGGUAAUUCAUGAUUCUGUACUCGAUCCAGAAAUUGCACCCUAUAUGAGAGACGAGUAUGACGACGGCCAUUAUAAUUCCCUGGUGAACCCAUCAAAUGUUCUCAGCUACGUACCAGGAAUUUCGCAACAGAAUGGAGUGAACAACGAAUCUGCCACUCCAACUCCACCUAUUUCAGAAUACGCAGGAAGUGAUGAUGAAUAUGAGUACAGCACUAGGAUAUCUCAAGUGAAGGCAAUACAUAAAGGGCAGCGUACUGAAGACAUUCGAAUUCAUUUUGCUAGAGAUAAAAACGCCAUUCCUCGAAAGUUAAGUUUUACUAGUGGACGGCCAGCUAGGAUAAGCAGAAGAGGUAGCUUACUAAGGCAAAUUAAUACAAAUCUGCAAUCGAUAGACAUGUCGAUGGCAAUCUCCCCUAUAGAACAGAGGCCUUCCUCGCCAUUUAAUUCGAGGCAUACUCAUUCUACCUCCACACCAGUCAAGAUAGAACUUAGUCCCACAUCGCUUCAACAUAUGAGACAAUUUUUGCGUCAAAUUCUGAUGAAAGAGGAAAUUGACUUAUCCGAGGGUUGGGAGGAUGUGAUAAUGAGGUUAAUGAUUGAAGUUUCAGAAAAUCUUGAUCCAAAUGUUCGUGAAGGAGAUGAAAUCGAUAUAAGGCAUUAUGUGAAAAUCAAGAAAAUUCCUGGUGGAACUCCUCAAGACUCGGAAUAUAUUCAUGGAGUUGUGUGUUCCAAAAACCUAGCCCACAAAAAGAUGCCAAGAAUUCUCCAAAAUCCUCGUAUUCUUAUUUUAACAUUUGCAUUAGAAUACCACCGAGCCGAGAAUCAUUUCAUGCCCAUAAGACCGGUUAUAGAACAAGAAGAACAACAUUUACGUAAAUUGGUUAAUCGCAUUUCAGCCUUGGCACCUCAUUUGGUCCUGGUAGAGAAAACUGUAGCACGGAAGGCUUUACAAUUUUUAUUAGAAAAAAAUGUUGCAGUCGCAUUGAAUGUCAAGCCCACAGUUAUUGAGGGUGUUGCACGUUGCGCGCGGGCGGAUAUCAUUGCUUCCAUAGACAAGCUUGCACUAGAACCUAAGCUUGGGAAAUGUGGUACUUUCGUAGUUAAAACAUACGUCCAUCAACUAAUUCCGAAUCGUAGGAAGACAUACCUGUUUUUUGAAAAAUGUCCGAAGGAAUUAGGUUGCACAAUUGUUCUAAGAGGUGGUAAUUUAGAAACUCUCAAGAAGAUAAAGACCAUAACUGACCUUAUGGUGUUCUUGGUGUAUAAUCUGAAAUUAGAAACGACUCUAAUGGAUGAUCAAUAUGCAAAGGUUCCUAUGAUUCAAACACUGGAAGAAAGCAAAGCUACAUCUUCCAUUGGUGAUGAUUCAGAUGACAUCAUGAAGCCUUAUGAGUAUACUAUCUUGUCGGUAUCACCAUUUAUUAAAUUUCCUCCUCCAUAUCUGUUGAUAAAAAUGAAACAGACAGAAUAUAGACUUAAUGAAUUAACCCUUAAACGUAAGGGCUGGUCGUCUGGUGGAUUCAAAGAUAGUGAAAAACAACAUUCCGCAUCAUCCACUGCUGUCAGUGGUCUGAAAUCUGGCAUUCUGCGCACUCCUGAGCAAGUUGUUGCUGAAGGUGAGUAUGGGGACGCUAUCCUCGAGCACAUGCUCCAAACUCGAGCUUGGCAAAGUUAUAAGUAUAAUGAUGCUGUCAGUCCUUAUGCACACCAGAAUAUUACAGUCUUAUCCAUUAAGAUAUGCCUUGCAACUGAGACUGCUUGCAACAAUCCCGAGAUCUUGCUUAUGGAAUAUUAUAGAGAAUCAGACCUUACGUUGGGACAAUAUCUAGAAGAGAUGUGUCGAAGUUCUUCUUACAUUUGCCGUACGUGUGAUCGUCCGCAAUAUAAGCAUUAUUAUAGUUUUUGCCAUGGAAAUGCUAGAAUUACCGUGGAUAUUCAAAAAAAUGAUAUACCGCAGCUGAACAUUGAAAAAAAAAUCUUUAUGUCAACUCACUGCAAGAAAUGCAAUAUUUCGACCCCGUUUGGAUUGAUGUCCGAAGAAACGUGGAAAUAUUCGUUUGGAAAAUAUCUUGAAUUAUCAUUUUAUCAGACGGAGUUGAAGAGUCUCAUAGAAAAUUGUACUCAUGAUGUUUACCGUGAUCAUGAAUUAUUCUUUUAUCAUAACAAAUUCACGAUCAGAUUCAAAUACGAGCAAAUCGAACUUUUGGAAAUCUAUCCACCGCCUAUGACGUUGCACACUAAGCCGGAAGUUCAAAUUCGGUUGAAAAAUCAUGACUUGGACACAAUUCGUCACAAGAUUACAAAGUAUUGGGAUUCUGUUGCGGAUCGAAUCAAGAACUUCAAUUAUGACCUCGUUAGGUCAGACAAGAUUGAAGGAUGUAAACAAGACUUGCUUGAGAUGUCUCGGAGGGUCGUUACGGAGAAAAAAUUCAUGCUUCAGAAACUUCAACAAACCUACGUUAAUAGCGUACCAGAGGAUACCUUGGCGUUAAAUUCUGUGAUGUUUGUUCUCCAAGAAAAAGUUGUAGCAUGGGACAAGGACUUUAGUGACAUUGUUCGACGUUAUUUUCCUCGGGGAUUAUUUUUGGGUGAUCACGAUGUGAUCAACUUAGGACGUCCUUAUCAGGGAUCGCUUUUAAAUGACUUACCUUUAAUCAACACGGAACCUGAUACAGAAGCGAACUCUAGUAGACAUGAUGGAGAGGUACUUGGCCCCACGAUUCUUCCAAAACUAGGAAGCUCACCUACCGCUGAUCUUAUUAUGGAGCAAUUUAAGGAAUUUGAUUUCUAUCAUGAGGGCGAAAUCGAAAAUCUCGAAAACGAUAUUGAAAAGGUAGCAUCCCAAAUGACCAUGUUUCCAUUUAUGGAUCCAAUGGUUUUCAGGAGAUUAUCGAUGAAAUUGAUGAAAGAAUCAAAAAGGCCAAAGGUGUCCAAUCGUAGUAUAUCAGAUUCCAUAUCUGCCACAAGAAUGGACAAACAAGAAGAUUCAAUUAUCGAUUUCUCACAUGAACCGGAAGUAAUACCGCGUUUAAUACCAUCAACGAUCAGACAAAGAACCCUGGGCUCAUCUUCAUCGAGAGAAAUACCAUCAUUUGAUCCCCCCAGCGAAUCAGAAAGAAACAGAUUUUCAAUAGGCAAUAGAGAGAGUCGUAGCUCAACGUUGCAAUCUUCAACCAUUAGAUCUGAUAAUUUAAAUCUUUUAUUUGAUAAGGAUGCCGGUUCUGUUUAUCGUUCGUCAUACAAAAAAGCACAUUUAAGAAAGAAUCAAAAUUCUUCAUCAGAAAAGUCAACAAGUUCUCGAUCAAAUUCCAGGCAAAUUAAACCGUCAACCAAGAAUGUAAAUCCUGAUGGAUAUUUUUUGAAUGCAAUUAGAUCUCACGAAAACAAGAGUCGCAAACUUCGCAAGUAUAAGAGUGUUAGACCGACCAUUCUGCCUUCAAAGCCAACUAUUUCUGUUUUUAAAAAUUCGACAGCAACAGCAGAGGAAUCGGAUGAAGAAUUUGAAAGUGCUGAUGAGGAACAGGACCAAAAUAAUGAAGAUGAUGAAGUUAGGAUCUUUUCUUUAAACAGCACUGACGCGUUUGAUGAAUUAUUGGGAAACGAAGAGUUUUUCCCGUUAUCUGGUCGUGAACCAUCGAAUGAAUCAUAUAUAUAUCAUUCGGCGUUGACCUUUUUAGGCCAAGACUUAAACGAGCCAACAACACCUGUGUCCGAAAGUCCUUAUUCUAGACCUAAUGUGCCCGGCUCAUCGUCACUAUUUACAGGUAGAUUUUUGAUCUCAAAUGAUACAAACGAAUCUUCAACCGGUGCAACGAGGAAAUUAGUGAGAUCAUUUGCAAGUUUAUGGAUGGGUGGAAGAAACUUAAAACCAUUGGACUAUCCUUUAAACCCAACUGAACACGUGUUUCCUGAUUCUUCAAUAAUUGUAAGAGAAGAUGAACUCGGAUCAAUAAUAGCUUUUUCUUUGAGUUCUCGAGAAUAUUUGGAUAAAUUGAAAAACAUGCAACAGUCUAACCAGAAAAAUGAAGCAUUUAUGCCAGAUGACGAACGUUUUGGUACCAGAACUUCUAGUUGGGGAAUUCUCGAUGCUGAAGAAAACAAUGAGCCCGAUGAUGAAUUAAUAUCUCACAUGAAAUAUGAAUUUUCUGGUGGAGCCACACAGUUUUCCUGUAAGAUAUUUUGUGCCGAACAGUUCGAUACUCUUCGUCGAAAGUGUGGAUGUGAAGAUACUUACAUUCAAUCACUUGCACGAUGUGUCAAAUGGGAUUCAACGGGAGGAAAGUCUGGUUCGGCCUUCCUCAAAACUCGAGAUGAUCGUCUGGUCAUGAAACAAAUCUCUCGAAAUGAGGUUGAUGCGUUUGUGAAGUUUGCUCCUAGAUACUUUGAAUACAUGGCUGAGGCUUUAGUCAAGAUUCCAACAUGUCUGACCAAAAUCUUUGGCUUCUACCGAGUUGGAUAUAAAAACGAAACCACUGGAAAAAGUAUGAAGAUAGACAUAAUAGUAAUGGAAAACCUUUUCUACGAGCGUAAGGUUUCAAAGAUUUUUGAUCUGAAAGGUUCUAAGCGGAACCGUCAUGUUCAGAUUACAGGAAGAGAAAACGAAGUUUUAUUGGACGAGAAUCUUCUAGAACGCAAGUAUUCUUAUCAAAUGCUUCUUUCUCAAGGAAAACCAUUCUAA
This is a messenger RNA of Acaulospora morrowiae, 5781 nucleotides long. The record is from the annotation of a GenBank genome assembly. Lineage: Eukaryota; Fungi; Glomeromycota; Glomeromycetes; Diversisporales; Acaulosporaceae.